AUGGUUGGCUGGAUCAUAGUCUCUGAUCUGGUCAGGGAACGUGAGACUAGGGAUAAAGUGCCAAUGUCUCGUUGCUUCCCAUUUCCACCACCAGGAUAUGAGAAGAAGAAGAUUAGUACCGAGGAAGCAGACUCUUUAAUAAAGGAAAAGCAGAAGAGGGAAAAGAAGCACAAAAAGGAGAAGAAGGAUAAAGAAACAAGCAAAGAUAAAUAUAAGGAAGGGAAGCAGAGAAAAGAUAAACAUAGAGAUAGCAAAGAAAAGAGCAGAACUUCUCAGGACAAAAAAGCUGUUGGUGUUCUGCCCAACACCGUGCAGAAUAAUGGUAAUGAGGAGUCUAAGUUUGUACAGGAUCUGGCAAGAAGGAUCAGCAAUGAAGAAGAAGCUAGAGAGAGUCAAAGUGUGAGGAAGUGUAGUUUUCCCUGUGGAGUUAGGGAAAAAAAGUCUGAAAAUGCGGUUCAUCCAGUAUCCUCUUGCAGAGAUCAGAAAGGAACUGAGAUUAAAGAACAUGCAAAGAAGGCUGAACUACAAGAGAAGAAUCACCGUACGACGAAAGGUUAUAAGUCAUUGGAUAACAAAGAGAUAAAGAAAAGUGAACCAAAGUACACAACACAUAGAACUAGUCAAGAUACCAAAGAAGAGGCGAUCAACAAAAGUAAACCAAAGAAUGUAGAAGGAGGUUCUAUCUUAAAAGAAAGAGAUGUAGAUACUAGGAAUUUUGGCAAAAGGAAGAAUCAUGAGACUAAUGGAUUCAUUUAUGAGAAUGGAUCUAAGCUAAACAAGAUACAUAAACCAGUUGCUUCACCAGUGUCAUCCGUAGAGAACGGAAGUAAGUUUGGAGCAUGUCAAACUCCUCCCAAACCUGUUACUGAGUUGCUAGGAACAGUGUGUAACCCAGAGCAUAGAAUAAACGGUAUCAUUGAUCCUCAAGAAUCCAAAAGCCGUCCAGAGAUUUCUUCUGUGAAGUUGAAAGAAAACGGUGAAGGUUCAGUAAAGAAGCGGCCUCAUUCGGACUUGAAGUAUUUGGAUCAGAUACUGAAUGUACCCAAAAGGGAGGAGUUGCAUGAGGUUGAUGAAAGUGAAGAACAAGAGUGGCUAUUUGGUAAGUCUGGUGUGAAAUUAUCAAAGAAGCCAAAAACUGAUUCUACUACUUCAUUGGAUGAGACUCUGCAAGUUUGGAAUCAGGCUUUUAGAAUAGAAUCUGCUGAUACUGUAGCUCUUCCAUAUGUUGUUCCAUUCUAG
Molecule: messenger RNA, 1239 nt
Organism: Eruca vesicaria subsp. sativa (arugula)
Lineage: Eukaryota; Viridiplantae; Streptophyta; Magnoliopsida; Brassicales; Brassicaceae
Source: the annotation of a GenBank genome assembly